Melitaea cinxia (Glanville fritillary) is the source of this 2991-nucleotide messenger RNA. Its product is annotated as pentatricopeptide repeat-containing protein 1, mitochondrial. Bases 850 to 2964 code for a protein of 704 amino acids. Gene Ontology annotation, molecular function: protein binding. The record is from RefSeq and is a predicted model, not a curated record. The transcript is spliced from 4 exons. Lineage: Eukaryota; Metazoa; Arthropoda; Insecta; Lepidoptera; Nymphalidae.
ACAUUGAUUACUGCCAUGUUUUGACUACGCUGCCUAGGCUCUAUCUCAAGGAAACUUGGGAUGAAGUUUGGGAAACUAGUGGGAGGUUCAAGGGGAUUUUUUUUAAGUCUUUACAACCUAAUAUUCCUAGUAAGCCAUGGUUUUCAUCUCUGAGGUUCGGUAAACAAGUUACUUCAUCAAUUAUUCGAAUGAGAUUGGGUCAUGUAUGCACACCUGUACAUUUGGCCAGGUUUAAUAUAAUUGAUUCAGAUUUGUGUGCUUGUGGGGAUGUGGGUGAUCUUAAUCAUAUUUUUUAUACCUGCCCUUUGAAUGACGUUUUUUCCUUUUAUAGUCAUCUGGUCUCCAUCCAUGUACCAUUUCCUACUUCUAUCAAAUCUCUUCUUUCAUGUUCUAAUCCUGAUAUAUAUACAGCUUUAUCUAUUUUCCUGUUAAAUAAUAAUUUGAAAUUAUAAAUCCUUAUACUUAUCCUAUCAUAGUAAUCCUAUCUGAUCCUUUUCCAAUUCCGUGAGUAAUGUCCUUUUAAAUCGUGAUAAACGUUUCCCUUUUUUAGUUAGUUUAGUGGCAUAUGCGCAAACAACGCGAUGCCAAAUAUAUUUAAAAAAAAAAGAUGUUUAUUUUUCACUACUAAUUAACGCAUAAUUAUUGAGGUUAUUUCAGAAUUCAAAUAUUUUAACUUUUAAAGAGUGUUUCAAAGAUUACCUAUAAAGUAAAGAAAAGAAAUGUUUACUAAUUACUUAAUCACCAUAUCGUAUUUAUUUAAAACUGAUUAGUAGUAUUUAGUUCGUUUGCAGUUCUAUGAACGCAGAAGUAAUAUAAUAACUAAGAUUAUUUCAAUACAAAAGCUUUAGAAUGGCAUUUCGUUGUUUAAAUCUAUUAAAAACAGUCAGAUACAGCAGUGUUAUAUUACGACAUAACAUGCUAUGUACAUCAAUUACCGAAAACAAAUAUAGCGAAAUUAAGAAAAAUAGAAAACAAGACAAUAUAGCGUUUCUUGGCGAUCCUGAUACCUUUGGAACGUUAAGUGGCCGAAUUAUUGACGAAAAAUUGGAAGAUGAUGGCGAUAUUAAAGAAGAAAUUUUUUUACAAAAUAUUCCAUUAAAUUCUCAAAAAUUAUCCACGAAACAAUAUGCAGAUUUAAUAAAGCAGUAUUUGAAAUACAAAAGAAUAAAAGAAGCAAUUGAUGUUUUAGAGGUAAGAAUGAUAAAAGAAGAUAGAGUUAAGCCUGAAAAUUAUAUUUAUAAUAUACUAAUUGGUGCUUGUGCCGAGGUGGGUUUUACUAAGAAAGCUUUCAAGUUAUAUAAUGAUAUGAAAAGAAGAGCUCUUAAACCAACAGGAGAUACUUAUACUUGUUUGUUUGAAUCAUGUAUUAAUUGCCCAUUUCCUUCAUAUGGUUUGAAAAUGGCGACUCAUUUGAGAAAUCUAAUGAUUGAAAAGGGUGUAGAACCAAAUAUAACAAAUUUUAACGUUAUGAUCAAGACAUUUGGUAGACUAUCAGAUUUGCCUACAGCUUUUAAAAUUGUUGAUGAGAUGAUGUCAAAAAAAAUUAAAAUAAGGGUGCAUACUUUUAACCACUUACUUCAAGCUUGCAUUGCUAAUAAAGAUUCAGGUUUGAAACUGGCUCUUAUCGUCUGGAGAAAAAUGUUAAAAAUGAAAGAGAAACCAAAUCUUUAUUCAUUUAAUCUUAUGCUCAAAUGUGUUAAAGAUUGUAAUUUAGGAUCUAAAGAAGAUAUGCUUGAAGUUAUUGGUAUCAUACAAGAACAUAAUUUGCUCUUUAAUAUAAAGCCACAACAAUUACAAAUUGAAAGUUGUGAACCUAAUCUCCCUACAAGUCAAUUGCAUUCAGAUAAAAAUCAGUCUGAAGAUAUUUCAAAAACUGAGUUGAAUUUGUCUGAUUUUAAAGAGAAUAAAUCACCAUUAAAUAACAAAUCUGAAAUUAAUAUGCAAGAUUAUAAAGAUAAUAUUAAGACAGAUUUUACCACAAAUAGCAGCUCAAAUGUAGCUACAGUGAAUCAAAAUAUUAGUUUUGAAUUGGUACAAAACCAUCAAAAAGCCCUUCCUAAAAUACCUGAAAGGAUUCUACCAAAUUUACUUUCAAAAAUUGUGCAAAUUGAUGAAGUCUUAGCUUUCCAAGAGGCACGUACAUCUCAGGAUAGAUUUGCUAUGAUAGGUGGACAAGAAGAUUUCCUAAAAGAAAUGGAGUCUUAUUCGGUUGCACCAGAUAUCAAAACUUUCUCACAGAUGCUUUAUGUCAUAGAUGAUAACACAGAUGCUGAGAACAAAUUAAUUGAAUCAAUGAAAGCCCAUAAAGUUAAAGCUGAUAUAGACUUUUAUAACAUGUUAAUAAAACGAAGAUGUCUUAGAAUGGAUUAUGAAAAUGCAAUUGAGGUGAAGAAUAUGAUAGAAGAGGAAAACAAAAAACGUAAACGGCACCCAUUGAACAAAAAAAAUAAAUUAAAAGCAAAUAUAAUGACCUAUGGGGUUCUAGCCAUGACUUGUAAUACAAGGGAAAAAGCAGAGCAAUUACUUACUGAGAUGCAAGACAAUCAAUUGAAAGUCAAUAUAGAAAUUUUGGGUACCUUGUUGAGAAAUGGUACUAGUAAAAUACAAUUUGGAUAUGUGUUAUACAUAAUGGAUGUUGUAAAACAAGAAAGAUUGAGAGUGAAUGAUGUAUUUAUAAGGCAUUUGGAGGUAUUUAAUGCUAAAUGUGUCAAACUUAUAGAGAAGAAUGAAAACGAACAGCAUGAGAGUCCCACAAUUAAGGCAGCCUUUACGAGAUUUAGCAAUAUUUAUAAGGAAUGGCUAAAAGAAAUUAACAUUGAAGAAGUAUUAAAACCAGAACAUCCCUGGAAGCAAUUCACGGAACCACAUCCCACAACAGUACAGCGAGAAAAUAUCCGAAUCAUUCAACCCAAAAAGUUUUAUAAGAGGAGUCGUAAAUUUAUUCAUUACAAACCUAAAGUGUAAAUUAAAUAUAUGAAAUAAAACAGAGUA